Messenger RNA from Drosophila hydei, 1052 nucleotides. It is a transcript of the gene thoc7, whose product is annotated as THO complex protein 7. NCBI's taxonomy places the organism in Eukaryota, Metazoa, Arthropoda, Insecta, Diptera, Drosophilidae. The record is from RefSeq and is a predicted model, not a curated record. The transcript has 3 exons. Bases 89 to 910 code for a protein of 273 amino acids. Gene Ontology annotation, biological process: mRNA export from nucleus; mRNA processing. Gene Ontology annotation, cellular component: THO complex part of transcription export complex.
CUCAAGCAUCGAUAACUUUUGAAAACGUAGCUGUAGGUGAAAAAGCAGCCGGUGUUUUGUGUGUGGUAAAAUAAAUAAAAACGCAGCAAUGAACGACGAGGAGAUUAUUAAGCAGCGCUUGCUGAUUGAUGGCGAUGGCACAGGCGAAGAUCGCAGGCUAAACAUGCUUUUAAAACAGUUCCUCAAGUGGGCCAACUCCAAAAACGAUUCACAGGAGACCAAUCAAAUCAUGUACGAUCGGUUGAUGGCACAGCUAGCGCAAUGUCAAUUUGCUGCAUUAAAAAAUGUUCAAACGUUAAAAAUGAUCAAAGAAGAGCAGGACAACUACUCAAAAUUAGCUGAAAAGCAUCAGGAGAGCAUCGAAGUUGCCAAGGAGGAAAUCGAGGCAAGCAAAAAGGAACUUAUUAUAGCAAAGGAAAUACGCAAGAAUAAAAUGGAAUACGAUUUGCUUGCCUCACUAAUUGAGGAACAGCCCGAUCGCAAGGACACAGAAAAACAAAUUGAAGUUAUUAAGAAGGAGAUCGACAAGCUAACGCAAAAGAAGCUAAAGAUGGAGCACAAAUUUCAGAAGCGACGCAACGAUUUCACUCUGCUUAUGUACACCAUACACGAGCUAGAGCAACAACUGGAGGAAGAAAACAGCUCCGGGUCCUCAUCCUCAAGCGAAAGCGAAGCCGCCUCCGAAUCGAAUGAUAAUAAUGGCAUCAUGGAAGUCAGUGACGAUGACGAUGAUGAAUUAAAUAACAUAGUUACCACAAAAUUCGAUAGCAAUCGCGGAAAAUCGAAGGAAAACUCUGCCUCAACAGAAAGCUCGAAGGAACCCAUUACCAUGUCUGUGGACGAAGAUGCAGUACUGGAGCUGAGCAUUGAGAAGGAUGACCACGACGUGGAUGUUGCAGUGGCCAGCUAAGCGACAGUACAAAUUAUUUUAAGAUAAUGUAUUUACAUUAUAUAUAAACCUAUAGUUGUCGAUAAGGGUUCUACACGAUAUCUUAACCGAUACUAGCGACGAUUCCAUCAUAAGUUUUAGAGAACUGUUUGAGUUAAUUCGG